UGACCCAGGAAUAAAUCCCAUGAUUAAAGUAUGGGACUGGUCUCGGAAUGAUAGGGAUCCAACAUGCACCAGAGUCUCGAGAGCUGUGCCAUCACAUUUAAGGGCAACACCUGCCACUGCCCUUGCAGUACAUAAUAAGAAUCUCUUUGCAGUUGGCUUCCAAGAUGGUGCUGUGUCACUAUUCCGCGGCGAUAUCUCCAGACAGCGAAGUGGAAAGAUGAGGACAUUGCCUGAUUCUGGCACAAGUCCUAUCACAGGACUCGCUUUCAAAGGUGCGGACAAGCUGUUUGUGGUGAGCCGCUCCGCCACGCUGGUGUACCGGCUGUGCGAGGAGCGCUGCGUCACGCUGGACGCGAUGGGCGCUGCGCCCCACUGCAGCGUGCUCGCGGAGAGGCAGUGCUUCACUGUCGCCGCUACUGAUGCAAUAUAUUGUUAUACAGCAGAAGUUAGGGGUCCGUGUUACGCACUCGCCGGUGAGAAAGUACUCAUCAAUUGGUUCCGUAACUAUUUAAUAAUAGUCACCAAUGAAAUACAAACAAAAAAUACACCCUCUACAAGCGCGACAGCCAACAAAUCUCACCAUCUCACUGUACUAGAUAUUCAGAACAAAUUUAUAGUUUUUUCUAAAACAUUCGAUGGUAUUGAAGCUGUUUUAACAGAAUGGGGUUCAUUUUAUAUACUAACGAAGAAUAAAGAAAUGAUAUAUUUAGAAGAGAAAGAUCUGCAGUCCAAAUUGAGUUUGCUAUUCAAAAAGAACCUUUAUGACGUUGCAAUAAGGAUAGCGAGUAGUCAGCAUUAUGAUGUCGAAGGAUUGAUGGAGAUAUAUAAACAAUAUGGAGAUCAUUUAUAUAGUAAGGGUGAUCUAAAAAGUGCAAUAGAACAAUACGUCAAAACUAUAGGCUGGUUAGAAACGUCGUAUGUGAUAAGAAAAUAUCUAGAAUCUAGACAUCUAGAGUCUCUCGUGCAGUACCUAGAGGAACUUCAUAAGAAGGGUUUCGCGACGGAAGAUCACACUACAUUGUUGCUAACUUGCUAUGUGAAGAUCGACCAACACGAUCAACAAGGAAAACUUAAAGAAUUCAUCAAUUCUAAAGACAAAGCUAUUGAUUUUGAUGUUGAUGUUGCUAUUAAAGUUGUUCGUCAAGUGAGUGUAGAUGAUGCGUUAUCAUUGGCCGCUAACCACAAACGUCACGAUUGGUAUCUCAAGAUAGUGCUGGAAGACAAAAAGGGAUAUAAUACAGCGCUAGAUUAUAUCUCUGAUCUGGAGUUUGAUGAGGCUGAUAUGUAUAUGAAGAAAUAUGGACAUAAGUUAAUACAACAUGAACCUAAGGAGAGCACCAAAUUAUUAAAAUUAUUAUGCACUGACUACAAACCUCGCAGUAAGCCACUGGUUGAUGAAGAUUCUCUAAGCGGAGUUCACAAAGAACCUGACAGGGCGGUUCCCGACGAAUACAUCCACAUGUUCCUAAACAACUCGGAGCAUCUCAUAGAGUUUCUGGAGCAUAUGGUCUCCUGUUCAGACCUCAAGUGUUCCAGUCUGGUCUACAAUACCCUCAUAGAACAUUACAUUCAUGUCUGGGCCAAAACGGAGUCGGAGGAUAAAACUCAGGAAGCACUGAAGGUAUACAACAUGCUGAAGGACCCCGAGGCCAACUACGACAGGGACCAGAUGCUCAUCAUAUGUCAAAUGUUUAAUUUUAAAAUUGGCAUUCUGCAUUUAUAUGAAGAGAAGAAAUUAUGGCGCGCGACGCUGGCGCUGCACAUGCGCAGCGGCACGCCGGACGUGGCGCUGGAGGUGUGCCGGCGGCGCGGCGCGGCCAGCCCGCAACUGUGGCGCGACCUGCUGCACGCCGCGCCGCCCCCGCCGCCGCGCUGUCUGCACGAGCCGCUGCACCACCUCGCCAGCGAGAAACUGCUCUCGCCCAUCCUAGUCAUCGACUGCCUCACCAGCACCGAGUCUUACACGCUGGGCGAUGUGCGCACAUAUCUAAUGGACGUAUUAAAAGCGGAAGAGGAGGUGAUAAACAGAGAAAGAGAGCUGUCAGCUAAAUACAAAAGCGAGACGGAGAAAAUGAAGAAACAGAUAGAAGUUAUCCAGAACGAACCAAUCACCUUCCAGAGUUCGCGAUGCGCUGCCUGCAAUGGCUCACUGACAUUACCUUCUGUACACUUCUUCUGCCAACACUCUUUCCAUCAACAUUGUUUCGAGAGUUACUCCGAGUGCGAGAGCGAGUGCCCGGCGUGCGCUGCGUGCGCUGCGCCGCGCCCGCCCGCGCCGCCGCACCACGCCGCGGAGACUCUGCACUCCAGACUGCACAAGGAACACGACCCAUAUGCAGUGGUAUCAGAAUACUUUGGGCGAGGUUUGUUCAACAAGUUGACGGUGGUGACGGAGGGCGGUGCGGAGGGCGUGUCCCCCGCGGCCACGCCCCCCGCCCCCGCAGCCGCCCCCACACCGCCCUCACAGACACAACAGACGUAUGGACCCGGCGCUGAGGCUAAACUACGCCUGCAAGAAGGACAAAGUAAACAAGUGUACGUGUCGAGCUCGGGCAAGCAGGCGGGGGCGGGCGGCGCGGCGCUGGUGCCGGUGGCGGAGGGCCGCAUGCGGCUGCUGGAGCAGCAGCAGUACUCCUCCAGCCUGGAGGCCAACCUGCAGCAGCUGCGCCCGCGCAGGCCCUCGCCCGCGCCCUCGCACACUUACCAAGACGUCAGCAUGUCACCUAAAAUAUCUUCAGCGAUCAGUAACGGGGCUAACAAAAACCCUUUCGAAGACGACACUUACGAUGAAAGUAUGAACCCUUUCUGUGAUGAAGAGGCGAAAGACUCGAGCAACCCCUUCGCUGAGGACGAUGAUUAUGAUAAAAACCUCAACCCCUUCUCGUAAGGGGAAAUAUUCCACUUGUCCAAUGUCACUUGUAUUAGAAUAUUGCCCUCCCUUUUAUACUUAAAAAUAUAGAGAAAAUAAUUGUAUCACGUGUAAUUUCAAGUUAUAUAAUGUUGCCAACAUAACGUGAUUUAUCGCUUUGAAGUUAGGUUUUUUAACUGCUGUGGGAAAACUAUUGGGAUAUAAAUGUCGCUUUUUGAAUAUGUUGAAAUUGAAUAUAUUAACCGUUUUUGUUUUUUAGUAUAAAAUCGAAAUAAUAAUGGGGAAAAUCUUAAUUCUGUACUUUUUAUGAUAUUGGCAACAUUGAUGUGUAUAAGACUGGCAAUGAAUUGCAAUAUUUUACGUAUGAUCUUAAAAAUUAAGAAAUGUCUCAUUUUUUCAUGUAUUUACAGGAGUAAAAAACAA
Messenger RNA from Papilio polytes (common Mormon), 3292 nucleotides. It is a transcript of the gene Vps11, whose product is annotated as vacuolar protein sorting-associated protein 11 homolog. The record is from RefSeq and is a predicted model, not a curated record. Gene Ontology annotation, cellular component: HOPS complex; endosome. NCBI's taxonomy places the organism in Eukaryota, Metazoa, Arthropoda, Insecta, Lepidoptera, Papilionidae. Gene Ontology annotation, molecular function: protein-macromolecule adaptor activity; protein binding. Gene Ontology annotation, biological process: intracellular protein transport; endosome organization; vesicle-mediated transport. Bases 20 to 2887 code for a protein of 955 amino acids. The transcript is spliced from 16 exons.